AUGUCCUCAAUCCCAACCUCCGAAGAGAAUCUCCCUUUCUUUGAUCCCCCAUCCACAGAGCUUCCCAACCCCCCGGUCCCUUAUACCACAGGCUGGAUCUUCACUGCGCACAUCCCUUCGCAAAUUUUCACUGUGCGGGUUUUACAUGCGACCUCAGCAUCCAAGGUGCCCCGGGAUGACACAAGACUUGUUGCGAAAAUAUAUGACCCGCUCUAUUUCGAUGACGACGGGGGAUUCCUCAACCCUUUCCUUUGCGUCAAUGAGCACUAUACCCAUGAGGCGAAUGUGUAUCACCAUCUCUCUCAGUUUCAGGGGCAAGGCAUCCCUCGAUUUUACGGAUCAUAUUCUGUAAAUCUGGCCGUCGAUUCGAAGCAAACCCGAACUGUGCGAAUGAUUUUGAUCAAAUACAUCCAUGGAGUGACCAUGCGAGAUGCAAAGCCAGAGCACUACUCCCAGUCAGCCCGGCAAAAGAUCCUCAAAUCCAUUGUGGAUCUAGAUAGCCGGGUGUACGAGAAAAAUAUUCAGCUCCAGGAUCUUCACCCCCGGAAUGUGAUCAUAAGCUCGCCAGAUCGAGACCCUUCCGGUGUGGUGUUCAUUGAUUUUGGAAAAACACUCUUUAGUCGUCGACCAGACGAUCCAUUUGCUUUGAAGCUGGACUGGUUUUACGGCCAGUUCGGAGAUUGGAUUGACUGGGACUGGGAUGCGUGGCUGGAAACCGAGUUUGCUCACACACCGGGGAAUAUCACACCAGAUAUGCGAAAGAGGUGGCCAUAG
This is a messenger RNA of Penicillium alfredii, 774 nucleotides long. RefSeq lists its product as uncharacterized. The transcript is spliced from 3 exons. Gene Ontology annotation, biological process: protein phosphorylation. The coding region runs from base 1 to 774 and encodes 257 amino acids. Lineage: Eukaryota; Fungi; Ascomycota; Eurotiomycetes; Eurotiales; Aspergillaceae. The record is from RefSeq and is a predicted model, not a curated record. Gene Ontology annotation, molecular function: protein kinase activity; ATP binding.